CGGCUCCAUCGGCGGGUUUCUCCGAUUUGUGCCCAAGCUACGCCGUGAUAUGCUCUUUUCUAGAGCGUUAUGGAGCUUUGCUGGAUCUACCGGAGCUCACAUUUCUGCAGUUGGAGAGAUAUCUCCAAGACACAUCUUCAGGAAAUGCAACCAAUUACAGAGAUUGAUCAAGCGAGGAAGGGGAACCAUGUACCUUGCUUCAAUCAAGUAUGCUUCAGUCAGCCCCAAGGCUGAAGCGGGAUACCAAUCCAGCUAUGGCGUCCUUGUCAGGGUUCUCACACUGGGCAGACGAGUCCUGAGAUGGACAGCCCGCACAGCUUCACCACAUACCACGAUGGAACAUGGGUGACUUCAUUGAAGAGGAGACCCAGGAGCCUGUCCACAUAGCCUGUAAUGUUUUUGAAAAGAGAAAUGUUUGUUAAAUGGGUAGUAUAUUUAAUUUCCUUUCAUUUAAUGUUCUGAGUUACUGUUGUAGUGGUCUACUCAUUCGAUAAUGUAUUUUUGAAGUACUCAAUUUGAAAUAUGCAAUAUUUGGUUGUGCACUUUUUAAACUUCUCAAUGUUUGUAUUUGGAAAUGUUGGUAUGCUCAAUUGAUGCAGAUUUGAAAUGAAUAACUAUGUUGGGUCUUUCUGCACAGGCUUCACAGCAUAUCCCCCCCUUUGCCUUCGGGAAAGCUGAUUUUGUACCACGGCAUUCCUGUUGCGGUGGUUGCCUGAGAAGCUGUGCAGACAGAUGUUGAAUUCUCUAAAAUGCCUAUCCAUUACUGCUUGAUGAUAGUGGAAAGACAAAAGUUCCAAAGCUCUUGGUGGACCUUCAUGUGAAGUUGCUGAGGAAGAUUGGCAAGUCUGUGUCCGCAGACAGAUGGGAGAAGUACAUUGUGAAGGUGUGCCAUGAGUUCAACAGUACCUGGGCAUGGGAACUUGAAAAUAAAGGAUACAAAGACAUGUCUGUGGAGUGUAAGACUGGAAUCCUCAAACACUUAUGUGAGUGCCAGUUUGAUGACAAUGUCAAGUUCAAGACUGCAAUUAACGAGGAGGAUCCUGAUAAGAUGCGGCUCCAUCCCAUUGGCAAGGACAAGGAUGGCCUAAUGUACUGGUUCCAACUUGACCAGGAUAACAAUGUGAGGGUCUAUGUGGAGGAGCAGGACGACCUGGACGGGUCCUCCUGGAAGUGCAUUGUCAGAGACAGAAACAGCUUGGCUGAGAUCCUGGCACAGCUGAAGACUCAAAUCGACCCAGCACUGUUGACAAAGAAAGAAGGAGAGGAGGAAGAUGAGAACAAGAAGACUGGCGGAGAAGGGGAAAUUAAAAAGACAGAGGAUACCUCAGGGGAUGAAGAGGACAAACUCUCCAAGGAUACAGCUUCUUUAGUGUCCCCAAAAACAGAGAAUACAGAAGAAAAAUCCCCAAAAGAGGAAUCAAAGCUGGACGAAUCAGAUGCCAAAUCCCCAUCGAAUGGCCUCAAAGACAACCAAGUCGAGUCAGAGUCAACAAGACAAUCCGAGAAGCCAAUGGUGGAUGACAAGGCCACCAUUAACACCCAGGCCAUCAAAGAAGAGCUGAUGGAGGUGUCAGAAUCCAAGGAGAGCACAGCCACAAGUGCUACAGAGCCUCUUGCGGAGAAACAUUGUGUGGCGCCACAGACAGAACAGACUGAGGAAGCCAAGAGGAAGACUGCAGAGGAACUCCAAAGGGUGAUGAAGAAUGACCAGCAGGCCAAAAUCCCCUUGAAAAAGAGAGAGAUGAAACUUAGUGAAGAUUUUGAUAAUAGUAGUGGCGGUGGCAGUAGAAUCAUUGUGCGUAACCCAUCUGUUGCUCCUGUCAAAGAAGCUCCUAAAGUUGAGGAGACAAGUAAAGUGGUCUCUGUUGCCCUGGUGGGGACGAUGGAGACUAAAAGUGAUCAAGUGAAUGGUGAUGCUCAGCCUGUCACAGAAAAAAGUAUCAAUAAGGGAAUGAGAGAAUCUCCUAAAGAGAUGGGAAUACAGAGAGAUUCUGCUGAUAGCAAAGAACAGCAAACAAAAGCUGUUGCUAGGGAAGAAUGUGAAGCAGCAGAAGCUAGUGAAAAAGAGAAAACAAAUCUGGACAUGGACAAAAAGGAAGGGCAGAUGGCAGGCAAUGCUGAGGAGCCCAUGGAGGUGGCCAUGGCCGAUGAAACGAACCUACAGAAAACUGUUCCAGCCCCAAAGGCAGAGAAGGAAAGCACUGAAGCACUGAAAAAAUCAUCCCUAAAAGAGGCUAAAUCUUCAUCCCCUCUGAAAAAGCCAUUGACUUCAUCGAAGGAUACAAGCACACCGGAAAAGUCCUCUGAUCUUAAAGAGGAACAAAAAGUCAAGGUAUCCAAGUGGGAUGUGAAAGUGCGUCCUACAGAACACAAGACAUCCACAUCAAUAGAAACAGAUAAAACCCCUUUAUCUAGUAAGUCACAGAAACCAGAUGAAACUAAAGGAACAGAUUCAUCCAUUGCAUUUCAAGAGGUAAAUGUGUCUGCCUUUAAGGAAACAGUUGUCCAUAAAGACAGUUGUCCCCUUUCUGUAGUGAAAGAGAUGGAAAAAACAUCCUUCAUAAAAGCCACAGAAAUGUUGUUGAACCCUAAAAACCCAGAAACAUCAGUCAUCACUAAACAAACCGAGAGACCUGAUCCCAUUACAGAUAAACCAGAAAGCUCAAAACGCCCUGAGUCGCCAGCAGUCAUAAAAAAUACAGAGAAUCCAUCUAACAAAGAGGGCGCAGAGAAAUGUGAUGGUUCUAACGAUAUCAAAACAUCUUCUGUCAUUAAAAAGACAGAGAUUUCAGAAAAGAGUAAAGAUGCCAAGAACCUGGCCAGCUCUAAAGAGACCAAUACGUCCUCAUUACUUAAAAAGGAAGACAAACCAGUUCCCAAUAAAGAAGCAGAGAAACUGGAGAGCACUAAAGAGACUAAUAAAUCGUUGGUCAUUAAAAUGACAGUGAAACCAGAGGCAUCUAAACAUACAGAGAAAUGUGAUACCCCUAAAGACAUUAUGUCAGCUCUCACCAAGGAGAAACCUGCUGUCAGUGCUGUAAGCACAAAUACAAAUGUUGCCCCUGAGGUGAAGAAGAAAAACGUCCCGGAGAAAGACUCGAAGAAAAUAGCCAUCUGUAAAGAUGAGACGAGAGCUGUUGCAGCAGUGACUGAGACACAAUCUGGCCCUAAAGACGUGGAGAUGGCAGACAUCUUUGAGAAAUCAAACCAAUCCCAACUGGAAGGACCCAAACAGGUAGAGAAAUUGGGUAUCCCUAAAGACACAUUGAAAUCGACAAUGCCUAAAUACGCAGAGAAAUCUGCUAAACUGGCUACGCCUAAAGACGCAGAGAAAUUGGCUACCCCUAAAGACGCGGAGAAAUUGGCUACCCCUAAAGACGCGGAGAAAUUGGCUACACCUAAAGACGCGGAGAAAUUGGCUACACCUAAAGACGCGGAGAAAUUGGCUACACCUAAAGACGCGGAGAAAUUGGCUACGCCUAAAGACGCGGAGAAAUUGGCUACCCCUAAAGACGCAGAGAAAUUGGCUACCCCUAAAGACGCGGAGAAAUUGGCUACACCUAAAGACGCGGAGAAAUUGGCUACGCCUAAAGACGCGGAGAAAUUGGCUACGCCUAAAGACGCGGAGAAAUUGGCUACGCCUAAAGACGCGGAGAAAUUGGCUACGUCUAAAGACGCGGAGAAAUUGGCUACGCCUAAAGACGCGGAGAAAUUGGUUACCCCUAAAGACGCUGAGAAAUUGGCUACCCCUAAAGACGCGGAGAAAUUGGCUACCCCUAAAGACGCUGAGAAAUUGGCUACCCCUAAAGACGCGGAGAAAUUGGCUACCCCUAAAGACGCGGAGAAAUUGGCUACGCCUAAAGACACGGAGAAAUUGGCUACGCCUAAAGACGCGGAGAAAUUGGCUACGCCUAAAGACGCGGAGAAAUUGGCUACGCCUAAAGACGCGGAGAAAUUGGCUACGCCUAAAGACGCGGAGAAAUUGGCUACGCCUAAAGACGCGGAGAAAUUGGCUACGCCUAAAGACGCGGAGAAAUUGGCUACGCCUAAAGACGCGGAGAAAUUGGCUACGCCUAAAGACGCGGAGAAAUUGGCUACGCCUAAAGACGCGGAGAAAUUGGCUACGCCUAAAGACGCGGAGAAAUUGGCUACGCCUAAAGACGCGGAGAAAUUGGCUACGCCUAAAGACGCGGAGAAAUUGGCUACGCCUAAAGACGCGGAGAAAUUGGCUACGCCUAAAGACGCGGAGAAAUUGGCUACGCCUAAAGACGCGGAGAAAUUGGCUACGCCUAAAGACGCGGAGAGAUUGGCUACGCCUAAAGAAGCGGAGCGAUUGGCUACGCCUAAAGACGCGGAGAGAUUAGCUACGCCUAAAGACGCGGAGAAAUUGCCUAAAUCGACUAUGUCUGAAAAUGCUGGGAAAUCUGCUACCCCUAAAGACACUGAGAAAUUGGCUACCCCUACAGACGCUGAGAAUUCAGCUAAAUCGGCUACACCUAUCCCUGAAGACGCUGAGAUAUUGGCUACUCCUGAAGAAGCGGAGAAAUCGGUUAACACUAAAGACACUGAGAAAUUGGCUACCCUUAAAAACACAGAGAAAGCUUCUAAAAAGAUUGAAGAUUUCACAAUCUGUGAAGGACAGAAACCAGAUGCCUCUAAAGAAACUGAGAAACUGGCAGACAUAAUGCCAGCUGCAGCAAAAGGAGAGAAACAUGUCGCCUUUGAGGAUUCUAAGCAAUUACCUUCUCUCAAAGAGUCUGUCCCAGUGGGGAGGAAACAGGAAGAGCCUAUGGAAAUAAGUUUGGAAAAGUCAACAGAUGACAAUGUAAUUAUUAGGGGACAUGCCGAUAAAGGCUGGACAAAGAAGUUUGUUAAAAGUGGAGAGAAUUCUGAGAGCGAGCCUAUCAAAAACUCAAACUGCAUGGACUGUAAUGCACCAUCAGAAAAACAGGCUACCAGCAAGAAGACAUCAUCUCUCACUGAUGCUGAAGGUGAGACGGACAAAAGCCAGGUCAAAGUAAUCAAGGAAGAUGCCACAACACAGGGAUGCCCUAAAGAGGAUGAGAAGGAAGAUGAUCAGGCUAAGAAAAACGACCAAAAGGAGGAUGAUGGUGCUGAGAAAGAUAACUCAACUGUAGCAGAGAAACUGGGUGAGGCAAAAGCAAGUAAAGGGUCUGAGAAUAAAGAGGAUGAAAAAAAGGAUGCAGGAACAACAUCAGAGAUUCAAGAGGAGGGGAUUCGCCUGAAAAUACGGGGAAUUACUCAUCGAAGGAAAGCUGAGCUCCAGAGAACGGAGAGGGACUCUGGGUCCGAUACUGGUAAGACUGGGAGAUCCCUGAGGAGGUCACCCAGGAUUUGCAGGCCAACCGCUAAGGGGGUGGAGUUCCAGGACAGGAGGCUGGAGAAAAAAGAGACCACGCCCCCUGAGGAGGAGGACGAGGAGGAGGAGGAAACUGUUCAGAGGAAACCGAGAGAAAAGCUUGAUCAAGAUGGACAGUCCAAAUCUAAGGGGCGACGGAGGAGAAAGACCCGGUGGUCCAACACUCGAACACGACGGCGCAAAAAGAAUGGUUCUGGUGAUGACAAUGAAAGCGAAUCAAGCGAAGAGGAGAGUGAGGAGGAUGACAGUGAUGAGAGCUUUAAGGUGGAGAAGGGCAAGAGGAAGUGGAGGAACCGGAACAGAGAAAGGCACAGCGACGACUCUGACACCUCCUCGGAUGAUGACCUCCCUCCUAACGAAGACCCCUGCAAACACUGCGGCCUCCCCAACCAUCCCGAGCUGAUCUUGCUAUGUGACUCGUGUGACAGUGGCUACCACACGGCCUGCCUUAGACCCCCUCUCAUGAUCAUCCCAGAUGGGGAGUGGUUCUGUCCACCCUGCCAACAUAAGCUACUCUGUGACAAGCUUGAGGAGCAGCUUGCUAAUCUCGAUGCUGCCCUGAAAAAGAGGGAUCGCGCUGAGCGAAGAAAAGAACGUUUGGUCUAUGUUGGAAUAAGUGUCGAAAACAUCAUCACUCCCUCUUUGGAGGUAGAGGAAGAAAGGGAGGAAGAAAAAGAGGAAGAAGUGAAGAAGGAGAAGAAGGAGAAGAAAGAGAAAAGCAAGAGCUGGGGUCGAAGGUCGACAAGGGCAAAGAAAAGCAUAAGUUACAGGUUUGAUGAAUUUGAUGAGGCUAUCGAGGAGGCAAUUGAAGAAGACAUCAGAGAGGCUGAUGGUGGAGGAGCUGGUCGGGGCAAGGACAUGGCCAACAUUACAGGCCAUAGCAGAGGGAAGGACAUGUCCACCAUCCUGGCAGCAGGCGAGGUUGGUGAGGGCAAGGAGAAUGGACGACCGCCACGGCCCAACGCCGGCCAGCGCAAGAAGAAGCGCCGGCGUCUCAACGACCUGGACAGCGACAGCACUGUGGAGGAGGAGGAGAGCGAGGACGAGUUCCGUCUCAGUGACAGUACGGAGGAAGAGGAGUUUGUGGCGUCAGACAAGAGCGACGCAGAGAGCGAAGCGGCAGUCGACUCUAACGACGACAGUGACUUCGGCAGCACGCGACGCAGAACUGCCAGGACAAGGAGGCCGGCCAAAUGUCAAAGGAGCACUCGGCCACGAAGGCGCCGCAGAGCGAGAGGGUACUCAGACGAUGAAGAGGAGGAGACGAGUGAUGAAGAUGAGGACGAAAUUAUGUCAGAGGGUUCCAGCGAGUUCAGCGACAGCGACCUGGACUGUAGCCAACGCCGAUCCCGCCGUAGUCAUACAAAGAGGCAGGUCAACUACUGCGAGUCGUCCGGCGACUCCGAUGGCUCAAAGGCCGGCACCAACCGGGACAAAGUCAAAUCGCGGAGGCGCCUCGCCAGCUCCGACAGCGAAGCAAGCUCCUCCAGAGGCUCGGACGACGGCAAGAGGGAGAGGACUAGGUUGAAGAGGAGGGCUGACUCGUCUGAGGAAGAGUCCCAGCAGCGCCGCAGACGCCUCUCGCUGAAACGGAGGCGAGCCUCCGAGGAGGACGAUGACGAUUCCGAUGAAUCAUCGGAGGGAGAGCGUCCGGUCCGCAAGCGUGUGAACCGCAUCGACUCGGACGACUCUGACAAGGAGGAGGAGAAGGAAGAAACAAAGGAAGAGGAGGAAGGGGGGGUGCUGGGGAAGGGAGCCAGCCCAUUGGACUACAACCUGGUGGAACUGCACCCCCCUACCAACGGACAGAGUCCCAUCAAGGCCCUGGAGGGCCUGGCUCACAUUGGGCCCCAAAAACCUGGAGCCACAGCCGUCACCAUAGCGCCCAACGGACUGGAGUUGGCGCCACAGGACGAUGAUGAAGAUGACCUGCUGGGGGUCACAGACCUAGUGGACUUUGUCUGCAAUAGUGAUGUGUUGUAAAACAGUUGUACGUUUGUUCAUUUCUGUAGUAUUGUAUUUUUUUUUAUAUUAUGACUUUUUCUCCACUGAAGUCGUCCACCGUUUAUUCCUGUCCUCUCCUCUUGUGUUUUUUUUUUUUUUUUUUUUUUUUUUUCAAUUCAUCCUCCUUGUCCCCUCCUCAGUGUGGCCCCAUCCAUCCAUAUGAACUGGAUGCCUUACGGGGAGAAGUUAAUUCUCUUCACUCUUCGCACCUCUCGCAGUUGGAUUGUACAGUCAUUGAGAGCACUAACUCUAAAGGUUGUUUUGUGGUACGUGAAUUAGCUUUGUCUUAUUCUCUGUACUCCGUCACCGAUGGACAUGCGGGUCAGAUACUUGACUACAAAUGAACCUACCUGUUUCUCCAGCCAACUUCCAGGGUUCUCUACUCAGGGGUAUGUCCACUACCCCACAUGACCCCACCAUACAAAGAAUCCAUCUCUCAACUUCAUGGUUUUGUUCAUUAGGCCCCAAAUGGAAGAAAGCAGACAGAAACUGGGAAGGACUAACUAGACUUGUCCAAUAAACACUCAUUUUUGUUUUCUGUUGUGUGACUUAAUGAACACGACCCAUGAAAACGUGUUCUCUUGAGAAGCUCCUCAGUGUUCCUGCCUGGGCAAGAGGAUGUCUUAUUGUAGGAUAUAAUUAAUUGUUUGUAGGAAGUAGAUGUGUUUUAGCUCAGGUGGGGCUGAGCUUCAGCAAACAAAGGAAUGGAGGGGUGCUCAACAGCGACAAAAGUCACGAGAAUGGCUGACCGAAUUAUUUUUUUUUAUUGGUAAGCCAUUCUCGUAUAUUUGUAUUGUUUAGUCUGUAUACCUCUUGUAAGAUUUCUAAAUUUGUAUAUGAGAAUAGAAGAUGGCAGAGGUAAGGGGUCAAACUGCUUCCAUUUACAACUUAAAUUUACAUUAGUUUUGUGGAUCAGCUGCUGGAAACCAAUCAUUAUUUUUAUCCCCCACUCUUUUCCCCAAAUAUUUAAUAUCAAUGUCUUUCACUUUUUUUGAUAUUUGAAUUCUAGAUUUUAAUCCUCAAACAAUUUAUUUGUUUUGGUGUGUUAAAUUAUAUUGGUCAGUUGUUUGACUAAAACCUUAAACAGGUUUCCCACCCACCUUAAGACCAUAUACAACACGCAUUGGAUGAAAAGCAUGAGCGCAAAAGAGUUUCCCUUGAGAAAACUGGACACAGAACCAUCAUGCUAGAAACAGCUUUUUUUAAUAGACAGAUUGGGUGACCAGAACCCACAACCAUUCCCAUACUUUCUUGUAAUUACAAUCUCCAAAAGAGUAUUUGUCACAGAUUUGUUCAAUUGUUUUUACCCAAAGUAUUGUAACGUUCUACUGUCACAUAGAGUUGAAUUUGGAAGUUUACAUACACUAACAGGCUGAUUACACCGCUCGUGUCGCGUGCGCUGCAAAAUAUAGUUAGAAAUCUGUUUUUCAAUUAUCGCACUGCAAGUCCUGCCUCUCCCAUCUCAUUGGUUUAUAUAAGCAGGUACCCACGUGGGAUCUCCUAAUUGGUUAUACCCACGUAGGUAACUGACUGACAAACGAGGUCAGUGUCGUUAAUGCAUCUGAUUUAUGAAAGUUGCCAAUCGCAAUAUAACAUCAAGAGAAGGAAAGGCCUGGAAGGAGGAGAGAUGACUGUUUUACGUGUGGAUUAAUUGGAGGAGUAGAGGACCUUGUGCAUUUCAGGUAAAAUAACUAUGUUUAUAUCCCAGGACAAAUUAGCUAGCAACAGCAAGCUAGCUAAAUAGGACAAAUUAGCUAGCAAAUGCAAGCUAGCUAGCUAAAUUGACAUAAAUGUUUCAUGCUUUUCGACCUGUCUCCAAAUUAAUAUAAUUGGUUCAGAGUUUGUUUUGAUAUUUUAACCUGCGUGUCGUGAUGGCAUUUGGUGUGGGUGUACAAAAUACAUUUACGCACGAUGGCGCACAGCCGGUUUGGGUUCCGUGAGUCAUUAAAACUACAUUUUCAACCACUCCACACGUUUUUUGUUAAACUAUAGUUUUGGCAAGUCGGUUAGGACAUCAACUUUGUGCAUGACGCAAGUCAUUUUUCCCACAAUUGUUUAGACAGAUUAUUUCACUUAUAAUUCACUGUAUCACAAUUUCAGUGGGUCAGAAGUUUACAUACACUAAGUUGACUGUGCCUUUUAAACAGCUUGGGAAAUUCCAGAAAACGAUGACAUGGCUUUAGAAGCUUCUGAUAGACUAAUUGACGACAUUUGACUCAAUUGGAGACGUACCUGUGGAUGUAUUUGAAGGCCUACCUUCAAACUCAGUGCCUCUUUGCUUGAUAUCAUGGGAAAAUCAAAAGAAAUCAGCCAAGAAAAUGUGUAGACCUCCACAUGUCUGGUUCAUCCUUGAGAGCAAUUUCCAAACGCCUGAAGGUACCACAUUCAACUAUACAAACAAUAGUACACAAGUAUGAACACCAUGGGACCGCGCAGCCGUCAUACAGCUCAGAAAGGGGACGCGUUCUGUCUCCUUGAGAUGAACGUACUUUGGUGCGAAAAGUGCAAAUCAAUCCCAGAACAACAGCAAAGGACCCUGUGAAGAUGCUGGAGGAAACCGGUACAAAAGUAUCUAUAUCCACAGUAGAACGAGUCCUAUAUCGACAUAACCUGAAAUGCCGCUCAGCAAGGAAGAAGCCACAGGUCCUAAACCGCCAUAAAGACAGACUACGGUUUGCUACUGCACAUGGGGACAAAUAUACUUUUUGGAGAAAUGUCCUCUGGUCUGAUGAAACAAAAAUAGAACUGUUUGGCCAUAAUGACCAUCGUUAUGUUUGGAGUAAAAACGGGGAUGCUUGUAAGCCGAAGAACACCAUCCCAACCUUGAAGCACAGGGGUGGCAGCAUCAUGUUGUGGGUGUUCUUUGCUGCAGGAGGGACUGGUGAACUUCAAAAAAAUAGAUGGCAUCAUGAGGGACGAAAUUUAUGGGGAUAUAUUGAAGCAACAUCUCAAGACUUCAAUCAGAAAGUUAAAGCUUGGUUGCAAAUGGGUCUUCCAAAUGGACAGUGACCCCAAGCAUACUUCCAAAGUUGAGGCAAAAUGGCUUAAGGACAACAAUGUCAAGGUAUUGGAGUGGCCAUCACAAAGCCCUGACAUCAAGUCUAUAAAAAAAAUUGUGGGCAGAACUGAAAAUGUGUGUGUGUGAGCAAGGAGGCCUACCAACCUGACUCAGUUACACCAGCUCCGUCAGGAGGAGUGGGCCAACAUUCACCUGACUUAUUGUGGGAAGCUUGUGGAAGUCUACCUGAAACGUUUGACCCAAGUUAAACCAUUUAAAGGCAAUGCUACCAAAUACUAAUUGAGUGUAUGUAAACUUCUGACCCACUGGGAAUGUGAUGAAAGAAAUAAAAGCUGAAACAAAUCUUUCUCUACUAUUAUUCUGACAUUUCACAUUCUUAAAAUAAAGUGGUGAUUCUAAUUGACCUAAGACAAGGAAUUUUUACUAGGAUUAAAUGUCAGGAAUUGUGAAACUGAGUUUAAAUGUAUUUGGCAAAGGGUAUGUAAAACUUCCAACUUCAACUGUAUAUCCUGUUUGUUUGUUUUUAAUCAAAUGUUUUCAUGAAGUGGUAUUGACUGUUUAAUUCAUUCAUUAUUGAUACGAAACAAUAUCAAGGCAGCUCCUCAGUGCAUCAUGCCAAAUUACAGGUGUCAUUUAGUCAACAUUCAAAUCUGUUCACCACCACAUUUACAAGACUUUCCUUUUUAAAUAAAAGUUUGAUUGUAUAUAAUGUGACCAACUAGAGUAGACCAAUCCUGGUCUUCUCACAUCUAAUGUGUGCGCAUGCACCUGUUUCUAAAAACCCUAGUUUAGUUUUUGUAUACUGUAUACAUAUAUAAAUAUUAUUUUAAAGUGUGUGCUGCCAACACUAUAAAUGGAUUAAAUGCCCAUGUUUUAGACAAAUGUUUUAAUAUGCUAAUAUUUAAAGGGAUUUGUUAUGUGUGAAAUCACGUGAGUAUUUACAGAACUCUGCCUAUUUUCUUUGUCCAUCAAAUCAUGAGACUUUAGUAUAACCAUGUCAGCAUUUUAACCAUUAUCUUGCGUUGCAUUUUUAUAAUGUUUUUCUUUCUAUAUCAAACCCUCCUUCACGUGUAUUGUUUUCCUCCCUAGCGAACCAUCAAGUGGCAUAAUGUUUCCUAUGUACCUUCUAGUCAAUACUGUGUGUAGGUUCAAAACCUGGAAACUAGAUGUACUUACUGAUUACUACCUGUCGUUGUUCAUCAGACUAUUUUGAAGUAAUUAUUUUUGUCUUUCUUCCCUGGUCUUUUCGUAACCCUAUGCCACCACCAGUGUGCAGUGUUGAUUGUAGAGAACACUACACUUGCUCUAGUCUCCCCUCUACAUCUUACUGAAUCAACUAAAUAAACCUCUCUCUGAUCUCAGAAUGCCUACCCUUUUGUCUGUUCUGAAAUAUGAGCUCAUUUUGGUUUUACGGUUACAUUUUGAGGUCAGUUUUUAAAUCACUGACUUUCUGGGCCCGUAUAGGAGUGCUGUCCAUAUCUUAUUCAUUAUUAUCUACAAGGUAAAACUGAUCCUAUAUUAGCACUACUAUUCUGAGACUGAAUACAGGCCCUCGCCUCAAAUCAAGAGGAUUAUGAAUUAAAGGCAUGCUGGAUUGAUCUUUGUUUGGAAAAUGGUCUAGAAAAACCUCAGUAGGAAUUAAAUUGACGUGUCUGUGUGUGUAGUUUUUACUGUAAUAGGCCUAGAUAUUUAGAGGCAUUUUGUUUUAAUCAUUGAAGUAACAAUUUGGCAAUUUUUUACAAUUCUGUCUCUUUAUAAUUGUUUUCCUUGUAGAGGAGUUGUGAUAUUGGCACAACUGUUUCGUAAUGAAUUAAUCGGAGACCUGGCAUGUUUUGUUGGAUAUAAUUUUGUUAUGUGCAGACCUAUGCGCCGACCGCCCUACGGAUUUGCGAGGUUCAAUAACCACAGACCUCUAAAUUCCUUUGCUCAGCAGUGUUCAUUGAGUCCUGCUACUGGACAGGAGAGCAUAAACCAACCAUUGGAGGCAUGGACAAUACCUGGGAGGACUGCUGGGUUGUGUUCAGUAGGCACAAAAUGGAAGAAAAUGUGGUGAAAUGGGGAGAUACGAACUGAACUUGUCCAAUAAGAAACGUUUGUUUUCCGUUGUACCCCAAUAAAGAAGACCCUCGUCAGAAUCCUAGGAACAGUUCAAGAUAAAUGCGCUCCAAUUAAGAAAUUAGGCCUGUUUUGUAAAAUAGUUUUGGCAUGUGUUCUUCACUGAUGGUAAACUCAUCUUAUUAUUUUUGGUUGAUCACAAUGUUUGAAGUAAAGGGUGAUUUCUAAGACAAAAUGCUAUUUCUGUGCUGCCUGCAAUGCACUCAACUAACAUGGUAAUAUUGACUACAAUUACCACAAGAUUAGUUGGACUGCUUCUACUGGCAGUUAAAUUGUGGGAAUUUGACAAAAAAUUACUAGGGUUGGUUUACCAUUGUUUUGCGAUGAAGAAGUGUACGAUUUCUGAUAUGAUGUUCCCAAGAUAUGAAGUUUCUUAGCUGUAUGCAUGAGUUUGACAUAGUUAGUGGGCAUUUUUUAAAUCAAUGGUAGAAAGACAGUAGUUGGGAGGGGCAGUGUCAGUCAGCCACUACAGGCUGUCCUCUGCCUGGAGGUUGGUGCCAAUGAUUCAAAAGUGUUUGUUCAUUAUUGUCUAUUACGGGUAGAUAUGGAGGACUGAGGAUGCCACUACAGGUCCGGUGUAUGAAUAUAAGCCCCUCCAGUGGUUGCCUAUGUUUUCUGUUCCUCUUCAAGACCUUUUUGUUAACUGUCCUGUAUUUUCUUUCAUGAAUAAGAUCUUGUACAUUUGUCAUAAUAAAAAGGUUUUUACCUGG
Molecule: messenger RNA, 13228 nt
Organism: Oncorhynchus keta (chum salmon)
Lineage: Eukaryota; Metazoa; Chordata; Actinopteri; Salmoniformes; Salmonidae
Product: remodeling and spacing factor 1-like
Exons: 17
Coding region: 944-7363 (2139 amino acids)
Biological process (GO): regulation of DNA-templated transcription
Cellular component (GO): RSF complex
Source: RefSeq, a predicted model, not a curated record